AUGGCGAACAAGAGUGAUGCACACGAAGAGUUUUAUUUUGAUUAUAUUCGAUUACUUGUCGAAAAUCGAAUGCUUCAUCGAUCAGGUUAUUAUUUAGGUGCAUCGAAUUCAUUUGUUCGUUUAUUUACUGUUGCUGCUCGUCGAUAUUGGCUUGCACAAGCUACAAGUGAACAUAUAACAUUAUUACUCACUCGAGAAAUGCAUCAUCAUUUGCUUGACUGA
Molecule: messenger RNA, 222 nt
Organism: Adineta steineri
Lineage: Eukaryota; Metazoa; Rotifera; Eurotatoria; Adinetida; Adinetidae
Source: the annotation of a GenBank genome assembly